AAUCCAGUUGUUUUUUAUGUCUGCGAUGAGCUGAUCCAGUGUUUUAUAUAGUCGUGCUGCGUUUGGACCUCAGCAGGUGUUCUGCAGAUUUGAAGUGCUGGUGUCGCGACUAACGUCAGUAGCUUCCUUUUUAAAAAGGUGUCGAUUUGAGUGUCCGGUGGCAUCCUCCUUGGGUUGUAGGAUUGCAGAUGGGGGGAGUGCUUAUGUUGAAAACUGUUCCUCCUUCACCCCCUCCUUUUCCACCCAAGUCUCAGGAAGAUGCAGAGAGUUGUUCUUCCUCUCCUCUGCCACCUCCCAACUGUGCUCCCCAAAUGCCUCUUACUCCUACAUCAUCUUCUCCUCCUCCCUCCCCUCCUCCUGCUACUCUACACUCCAACCAUGUUACCCAUGCAACUCCUGAUGUUCCUGCUCCUCAUCCUGCUUCUGAUGUUCAUGUUCUUCCUCCUCCUCCUCCCCCCCCACCACCCCACUGUCUUCCUCCUCCUCCUCCCCCACCACCGCCACCACUCCCUUGUCUUCCACCUCCUCCUGGUCCUCUUAAUACUUCCAACCGGCGUUCUAUGAAAAAAUUAAACUGGGACACCAUACCCAGCCAGAAAGUGCUUGGGAAACUGAAUGUGUGGACAUGUCAGCGGCCACAGAGGGACCUGGUGCUGGAUGUUCAGAGCAUGGAUGAGCUCUUCAGUCACAUAGACAAGAGCUCUGCUCUACGGAGUUCAAAGGUCAUGGGUCUAAAGAAUUUUGAAGGCACAACAAUCUUUCAGCAAGAGCCUCAGGUCACCAUUCUUGAUUCUAAGAGAAGUAUGAAUAUUGGAAUCCUUCUGAGACACUUCAAAAGGCCGGUGGCAGAAGUGCUGGAGGACAUUAGUAAAGGGAACUCGCUCAGAUUUGGAACUGACAAACUAAAUGAGCUCUGUAAACUGCUGCCUGAAGAAAGAGAGGUGAAGCAGCUGCUGUCAUUCAGUGGGAACGUGUCUCUUUUAUCUGAGGCCGAUCAGUUUAUGGUGCAGCUGGUUAAAGUGCCCGGGUAUGAGGAUUGCCUGAAGAUGAUGGCACUUAGAGAGGAAUUCUUUCCUUUCAUGGAGGAGGUGAAGACCAGUGCAGGUGUCAUGACAAAAGCAGCUAAUGAGCUGUUGGACUGUGUUGACCUCCACUCAGUCAUUUGGUUGGUGCUAAAAGCUGGGAAUUAUAUGAACACUGGUGGCUAUAGUGACAAUGUGAUUGGAUUCAGGAUGACGUCUUUGCUGAAGCUUGCAGACACCAAGGCCAACAAGCCGGGCAUGAACCUUAUGCACUUUGUUGCCAAGCAAGCAGAGGACAUUGACAAAGACUUGCUGAUGUUUCCCAGCAAGCUUGAACACAUUGAAAUGGCAUCAAGAAUUUGUAAAGAGGAGGUGAUCUCAGAGUUCCAGCGGCAAGUCAAGAAGAUUUCGGAAGUGAAAUUAUCUGCAAGCAGGCAUUCUGGUCUGUCUCAACAGCUGGAAUCUUUUCUGAUGAGUGCUGAACCCACAUUGGCCGAUAUCGAGUCCUGUAUCCAGGAGCUGAAUGCUGAGAGCCAUGCCGUCGCUGAGUACUUCUGUGAAGACCCUGAUACGUUUAAACUGGAGGAGUGCUGCUCAAUAUUCCAUUCAUUUUGCAAGAGGUUUGACAAAGCUGUGAAGGAGAACAAAGAGCGAGAGGCCGCUGAGCAGAGACACAUAAAGAAGGAGAACAUGAAUGUUGCACUUAAACGUCGCUCCACGUCUUCUCUCCCAGGAACUAUGCCUGAUCAGGACAACUCCAGUUUGGAGUCAGUCCUACACAGCUUUCUCUCAAAUGAUCCAGAGCGUCUGGGUCGAUGCAGGAGAAACAUGCUUCCCCAAACUGUGGCAUCGCCGUGUCAGCCUGGUUCUCAGAAUUCUCCAACUGUCAAAAAAACAGAGGCAGAUGAACAGCAGAGGCUGGAGGAGAAACAACCCAAAGAUCAGAAGGAGAAUGAGCAAGAGGAGCCACUGGAAAAGGACAAAGCUCAGAAGGUGCUUCAUUGCAAAAGCAGCAAAACGAGCCUAGAAGAGGAUGAAGCUUUAGUCACCCCUCCCCUAUCAGAGAGGGUAGAAGACAUGCCUAUUACUCCAAGUACCCCUCAGCCUAGAUCUAGAGACUACUUUGCAAACAAUGGGAUUGUGGACUCUCCGUGGACCAUCCUGAGCCCUUGCACUUGUUCCGGAAGAUAUAGAUACAGGAUGAUCUCAAGGUUUAGUGGAAAUGACCUUUAUGAUGGUGACUGGGAGAGUGAUGGAGAUGGUCAUUUGCACAGUUCCUCUCAUGGAGGUACUCUAACAUCAUCUGAUGGUUCUGCAUCUCGAGAUAAAUGCCCCAUGAAAAGAGUGCUAUUUCAAGGUCCAGUCCCCAGAUCAGUCUCCAUGGACGAAACCAUUCAGUCUCCAUCAUCUUGCUUUCAGCUUGGGUCCUUGUUCAAGAAAGGAUCAUUUCAAAGGAUUAGGUCCUACUCCUCUGGCUCAAAGACAGAGUCCAUGAGAAGAGAAGGCACAGAGUCUUGCUCAGAGAAUCAGCUCGACGGCCAAGAGAUGAAUACUGGAUUUUUGUCUUUCUUCAAACGCAUUGGCGGCAGAAGUAAGCUUUGAGACAGGAUGGAAUGCAAUGUCAAAGAUACAGAUUUAAAAAACAGGCUUGAAACACAGACUGAAAAUUUUCAACUUUUAUUGUUUUUUGUUUUUUUUACCUUUCAUUGAAACCAAGGUAAUUGAAGACUUGCUUUGAUCUGUGAAGGUAUUUAAUAUUGGUGGAGACUCUAACAAUAUACACAAAUCUUAACCACUUUUGUUUGCAAUAAAGAGUGAAACUCUAUCUUAUUCAUUACCACUGUCAGUAACACUUUUUUUUUUUUUUUUAUAAUACUUGUGUAACAUCAAGAAUACUCAA
Molecule: messenger RNA, 2922 nt
Organism: Thalassophryne amazonica
Lineage: Eukaryota; Metazoa; Chordata; Actinopteri; Batrachoidiformes; Batrachoididae
Gene: fhdc3
Product: FH2 domain containing 3
Exons: 12
Coding region: 189-2624 (811 amino acids)
Source: RefSeq, a predicted model, not a curated record